AUGGCCAAAAUCACCCUCACAACAUUCUUCUUCCUCCUCAUCACCUUCUUCGUCCUCACAAGCGCGAUCCCGGGGGGCCGUACAAAGAUCCAAAACGUGAAAAAAAACAAAGAAAUCCAAGACCUGGGUAAGUAUUCGGUCGAUGAAUACAACCGGUUGCAACGUGGUCAGAAGACCGGUGACGGGGAUCUCAAGUUUUCUCAAGUUGUGGCGGCGGAAUCCCAAGUGGUUGCCGGGACUAAAUACUAUCUGAAAAUCGAAGCGGUUUCGAAUUCCGGCGUCAAAAAGGUUUUUGAUGCCGAGGUGGUGGUUCAACCCUGGAAACAACAGCCUAAACAGUUGCUUACUUUUAAACCAUCGCCUAAGAAGAAUCAUUAA
This is a messenger RNA of Erigeron canadensis, 378 nucleotides long. RefSeq names its product cysteine proteinase inhibitor B-like. Gene Ontology annotation, molecular function: cysteine-type endopeptidase inhibitor activity. The record is from RefSeq and is a predicted model, not a curated record. The transcript has a single exon. The coding region runs from base 1 to 378 and encodes 125 amino acids. NCBI's taxonomy places the organism in Eukaryota, Viridiplantae, Streptophyta, Magnoliopsida, Asterales, Asteraceae.